GGGACAAACAAAAUGUCAUGUCCAAAGAUCAGUCCACGAUUUGAGCGCUAGACACAGUUCCUAGUGUGACAGACAACCAACUGAUCAAACGUUGAUGUUACCUCUGUAAAGUAUCUUCUGUAGAGUGUGAAAACUAUAUUUCUAUAAAAUGGCUUUUUGUUCCAACAGUGUGGUCUGUGCAGCAUUACUUCUUGUAGCAUCAACCUUUCUCGCAGGACAUACAAUUUCUACGAACGGAAAAGGCAGAUGUGCCCCUGGGGUAGAUGGCGGGGACUUCCCACGACAGAAGAAGAACGUGACGCUGGUAGUCGAGAACAAGCUGAAGCAGCCUACCUUCACAAUACAGAUAAACCUGCACACCUAUUCCCACUACUUGAUUGACAUGAUGGAAGAUGCAGCGGACCUUAACGAUACUUUCAGGUUCACCGUCACGUACUUCAACAGAAAGUUGGGCUACUAUGUUGAUGCUAUCCACGGGGUAUUCGGGAAUUAUUCGCUGGAUCAAUCCUUCUGGUGCAUAAAGAACUCCAGCUUCAUAGCCAUCGAAUGUGGUGUGAGCCACUACAUUCCAGCCAAUCACGAGACAGUAUUAUUCAACUUGACGAUUCCAUCAGUCUGUUUCUAAAGUGUGUGAUGGUAGCUCACAAAAUGCCUGGCAAAAGGAUGGCAUCAACUUCUGCUUCUUUGUAUACCCGUCUGUAAUCAAACAUUUGUUGGAAAGCUUGCUGCUUAGAAUUGCUUCAGCCGCGAUAAAUUACAUGUUUCUGGCUCUUGUCUCACAAAAAAAUUAAUUCUUUUCUUGGAGAAUUUAUUUUUGCGACAAUUUAUUCUUAACAGAAGUUACAAAAAACUACGUGCUUGUGCGAGGACCGAUUAUAAGCAUCUUGGCAACUGGCAUAUCGUCAGUAUAGUGGAUGUCUUCUUUUGUAAAAUUAUAUUCUCUCUUACAGUCUAUGUAUGACCUCAGGUCGUGCUUGCAAUCUGUGUAACCCUUGGUAAAAUGCCCCUCAGUACAGUAUCAGAAACGAAACGUUUGGCAUUGUCCUCCUAUUCAAAACUUGUCAGUCUCCUGCCCUCACAUUCUUUUUGCAGAAGAAAAGACACAUCUUCUUCAAAGUGUUUGGAGUAAGUUUGAUUUACUAGAAUAGUUAUGUGUGCGUGUGCUUUGGGCUAUUUUUUGACCUGUGUGAACUUUGACUUUAAAUAUGAAUAUUACAAGUUACAAAUUAUAUUAAAAUAUUAUCAGAGCUGAAAAACUGCAUUUCAUUGAUAUUGUUCCUAAGGGGUUUACAUAGAAUGAUCGCUCUGACUUCUUUCCCACUUGAUUAAAUUUUGAAAUUUGUUGUUGACCAUUUUCGAUCGUUUACAUGGCAAACAAUUCUUACAUUCACACGAAGUUUCUAUUUAAAUAUUAAUAACAUGUCCUAUUGAUACAUAGAACAGUCAAAAAAGUCGCCUGGCAAUGCCGUGUAACUGAUAGUGUGUUCAUAUGGUUAGUGUUUGAUUGUGUUAGUAGAUUUGUCGACAUACUGUAACUACAACUAAUAAACAUUUUGCAUUAAAUAUAUUAUAACUCUC
This is a messenger RNA of Pomacea canaliculata, 1578 nucleotides long. RefSeq lists its product as uncharacterized. Lineage: Eukaryota; Metazoa; Mollusca; Gastropoda; Architaenioglossa; Ampullariidae. The transcript is spliced from 4 exons. The record is from RefSeq and is a predicted model, not a curated record. Bases 149 to 625 code for a protein of 158 amino acids.